AUUGUAUUUGAGUCUGGCAGCGUUUGCUGUGAAACUGGCCCUUUUCAACGUGUAUAUUUGACUAAAUUCGUAGCCGGACUUGCUAGCCUGCAUUAGCUUGAGUUAGCUGUUAUCAUCGGGUAGCUAGCCAGACCCAUGAACCAGACCAAUGAGCUGCUCUCGGUAAACGCUCAGUGUUUUAUACCUGGAAGUAACGCUAGCUAGUAUGUAGUCCUGCCCCCCAGCAGCUCACUUCUUCCUCAGCUUUUUGUGUAGCUUACAUGUUGUCGUAUCGAUAGCCUCAACGUAGAUAGCUCUUUAGUUUAGUAUCAUAAAUCAGUGACAGCCACCUAUUUUCUCCAGUAACGUUUCAGUGUUUUAACUGUUCUCUGCGUUUAGACAAGUCAGCACCGCGUAAAGCAACGUCAGCAGUCAGUAACGCUGUGCUGUACACAGCUGUCGGUGGACGGCUAGCAGCUAGGUGUGUGUGUGUGAACCAUAGGGCUGUGUUUAAGAAGGUGUGAACCACAGGCUGCAGUGUGUGAACGGAUGUCUUCCUUCUGCUCUGUGUCAAACGCAGCUUCAGCUUGCAACGCUUCAAACAUGGACCAAGACAACAAUUCAGAGGAUGAGUCUGUCGGCCCAUCAGAAGAGGAACUUCCUUGCCUACCUCCAGGGCUCUGUAAGCUGUUCCGAUGGUGAAGCAAUGGAGCUGCUUUGGCAGCUGCGAGCUCAGCGCCGCCAGUCGUCUCCUGAGCUCCCAGAGACAGUGACCCGUCUUACUGCCCCUGAUGGCAGUAUUCUUUACUUGGUGGGCACCGCGCACUUCAGUGACAGCAGCAAAAAGGAUGUGGCCACAACGAUCCGUGCUGUGCAGCCAGACGUGGUGGUGGUGGAGCUGUGCCAGUACAGGGUGUCGAUGUUGAAGAUGGACGAGAAUACACUGCUGAGGGAAGCCAAAGACAUCAACCUGGAUAAGGUUCAGCAGGCCAUCAAACAGAAUGGGCUGAUGUCUGGCCUGAUGCAGAUUCUCCUGCUCAAAGUUUCAGCUCACAUCACAGAGCAACUGGGCAUGGCUCCCGGAGGAGAGUUCAGGGAGGCCUUUAAGGAGGCUGGACGGGUGCCGUUCUGCAAAUUUCACCUUGGGGACAGGCCAAUCCCUGUGACAUUCAAGAGGGCUAUUGCUGCCCUCAGUCUGUGGCAGAAGGCCCGCCUGGCCUGGGGUCUUUGUUUCCUGUCAGACCCAAUCAGUAAAGAGGACGUAGAGAAGUGCAAACAGAAGGACCUGCUGGAGCAAACCAUGUCGGAGAUGAUCGGCGAGUUUCCUGCUCUCCACCAGACCAUCGUGGCCGAAAGAGACAUCUACCUCACGCACACGCUCCGCCAGGCUACACGCUGUGUGGAGGCCCCCCCUAAUGCCCAGAAAGUGCCUGCUGUGGUGGUGGGAGUCGUUGGGAUGGGUCAUGUUCCUGGCAUAGAAAGAAACUGGGAGAAGCAGCUUAACAUAAAUGAAAUCAUGAGUGUUGCACCUCCCUCACGUUUUGGCUGGGUGUUGCGCACAGUCAUAAAGGGCAUCAUGAUGGGAAUGCUGGGAUAUGCCUGCUACCGUGCUGGAGGGAGUAUAGGUAGAGCUCUAAUGUCUCUACCUGCUGUCCAGUCAGUACUGGAGAAUCUGCGGCCACCCCCUGCUUGACCCCACUGGUCCUCUCUAAGCCAUCAGUGACGUGACCUUUUGAUUUUUGAAAACAAUGCAUCUAUCACCAGUGGCCUUAAAAACAGGAGGUGAGGCUGGAGCAAAUGGUUCACCAGCCCACAUGAUGAACUAACAAGGACCUUAGGGGGUUCAGAGCCCCCCACCUCGUAUUAAAGUCCCUGUCAACAAAGCAGGGCCGUACUGCCAAAGAAACCAUGACAGUACCCUUAGUUCUCUUUCAUAUUUUGUGCAUAUCCUGCAUUUUGUAAGGUUUACAAAUGCCAAUAAUUCCUUUUCAAUAUAUAUACACUUUCCCCCACCAUUCCUUUUAAUGACGUGCAGUAUACACAGAGAUUUUAUUCGACAAGUAUCUUAAGAAACAUCUUCAGUCACCUUCCCUGAUAUGACUGAGCCACUUUCUGAGAGGCACACUUUUCUAACGCUGUCUCCUUAUACCUUCCUCGUUUCUCGUGCCAGCCAGCAUUUUUUUGGUAAUGGGCACAUUUCAAUUUCCAGCACUUUAGAAGAGACUGGUGGACUACUAUACAUGCAGCCUAUGGAAGGGAAGAGAAAGUAAAAUACCAAGUCAGAACUAUAAUAAAGAAAAACCUUCAGUGUUUGUAGUUGAUGCAUAGAGUGACUCUAGGUAAGUGUCAAAAAAAUGUCUGAAUUGUAUCAUUUUCUUACUUGUUGAAAAAUCUACUGCUAAAAAUGCAUAUUCUUCCAAACUCACACACAGGAUUAGCAUAAGACAAAAUUGACUUAUUCCCUAUGUGCACGGUCCUGCCUACAUCAACAGACAAGUGCCUCAUAUUGCAGCUGUAAGGGCUAAUGGCUAACUAAAUGGAAUGGCAAAAAUGUGUGUUAUAUGCAUCUUACAGAUACUACAACCAAAUGGUCAAUGCAACUUUGUAAGAAUCUGUCCUUUUAUUAGUAAGAGAUACAGUAGACAAACUUACUUACAAAGUACUGUUACCCUAAAUACAGACAUCUGUCUACAUGUGUACAUGUAAGUUGAAAUGUUACCAUGGCCCCUACAUUUUAUAGCAAGUCAUAUUCAACAGAGACCUGACACAGGGCAAACUUAAAUGUGCCUCAGGAUGAGAAAUGCAUCACUUAGGUGAUUUGUAUAUUUGAUUGUACCUCCAAUAUGAGGCACCUUCCAUGUUUAGGCUCCGUCUCCAAGUAAAGGUUUCAUACUUGACACAGAAAUAUGCAUCAUACACAGAAAGCCAUCUCUACAAACCUUUCACAUGAGAACAUCUGACAUUCAGCACACCAGCUGGUUGUACUUUUAUGAUAUAUGCAUUAUCACUUCCCAGUCUGAACAGGGAUUGAUUGCGCAGGUGAUUUUUUUUUUUUUUUUUUAAAAAAAGGGAAUUGAUUCUAAGGAUUUCUCAUCAAGAGGGAUUAGUUGCAGACUUGUUUUGACCUCUGUGAAGGAAACUGACAGUUAAGGUUGGUCAGAGUUGGGAGGUAAAGCCUUACACUGCUAUCACUGCUGCCUUUGACCCUGAGAUCGCCUCUUCUGCUGAGGCUUGUUAUUACCAACGCUGACCUGUAUCCACAGUACAGAGCCUCUUACUGCAUAUGUAAUAACUGGCUAGAUGACCCUGUAAGUUUAACAGUCUGAAUGAGAUAAUGAAGUGGUUGCAAGGCUCUAAAUCAACAUCCACUUUGAGGUUUCCCCAAUCUUAAUUCUAAGUCUUUAUAUGCACGGUACAUUAUAUGAAGAAGAAUAGUGGAGGACAGAUGUAGUCAAGCCUCUCAGUCCCAUAGCAGUAUAAUCCAGUCAAAUUUAAACAUGUGUCUGUCUCCCUCCCACAGGACUUCCAAAGGCUUGAUCUACUGUACGUUUGAAAAUUGCCAAGAAAUUUAUAUGAAUGCCUGAUAUUUCUUGCUAUUUGGUGUAAGAUUUGUUUCCCCAUACCCUUGUGUUGCUUUGUCAUUGUUACAAACCAAACAUUUGUCCUAAAUUCUGUCAUGAAUCAUUAAAAAAAAGCAUUUUAAGUAAAGAUGAACUAUAUUUACCUCAAAAA
This is a messenger RNA of Lates calcarifer (barramundi perch), 3711 nucleotides long. RefSeq names its product TraB domain containing (gene trabd). The coding region runs from base 608 to 1672 and encodes 354 amino acids. The transcript is spliced from 9 exons. NCBI's taxonomy places the organism in Eukaryota, Metazoa, Chordata, Actinopteri, Centropomidae. The record is from RefSeq and is a predicted model, not a curated record.